GCCGUUCCACAUGCAAGCACAGGCCCCCAUCAACUCUCCAUUAUACUCUUGUGUCGUCGACAGGGCGGCCAGCCUGUCCAAGCCUAUCCGCCCAUCCUCAAUUCCAUGAAUCAAAAGACAGGACAGCCUGUAAAUCUUUUUGUCGUAAAGUCAACUUGCCUCAUAAAUCAUCACCGGCCGGAUGCUGUAGAAGGACAGAAGGACUGGUCGUUCUGGCAGAUGACGACUCACCGUUCGAACCAAACUGUUUACCGUCAUUACCCUCCUGUUACCAUGCCCUGGUCUAUUCGCAAUCACGUGGCUACUGGACGGACAACGCGAAUUCGG
This is a messenger RNA of Protopolystoma xenopodis, 327 nucleotides long. The record is from the annotation of a GenBank genome assembly. Lineage: Eukaryota; Metazoa; Platyhelminthes; Monogenea; Polystomatidea; Polystomatidae.